Molecule: messenger RNA, 2469 nt
Organism: Centropristis striata (black sea bass)
Lineage: Eukaryota; Metazoa; Chordata; Actinopteri; Perciformes; Serranidae
Product: protocadherin alpha-8-like
Exons: 1
Coding region: 88-2469 (793 amino acids)
Biological process (GO): homophilic cell-cell adhesion
Cellular component (GO): plasma membrane
Molecular function (GO): calcium ion binding
Source: RefSeq, a predicted model, not a curated record
CGGCGUUGUUUGCUUUAAAACGUGCGAAGAAAAACGGGUCGGACAUACACGUUUGAUUUGCUGCAGAAACCGGGUCUCUGUGUGUCUAUGACUUGUUGGAUAACGAUGGGGAAUGAAAGACGAUAUCGCUCAAAUGACUAUUGUUGGUUUGCUUUUCAUUUAUCUUUAGUGCUGAUUUUCGGAAAGCAGGCUUUGGCUGAACUGAGGUACUCAGUUCCAGAGGAGAUGAAAGAAGGUACAGUUGUCGGAAAUGUUGCCAAGGAUCUUGGUCUGGACAGAACCUCUUUGAUUGAUCGACGGUUCCGUGUUGUAUCUGGAUCUAAGGACGCUUUUUUUGAAGUAAACCCGGACAAUGGUGCUUUACAGGUCCGUAAAAAAAUCGACAGAGAGGAGCUGUGUCACGGUAGUGGUGUAUGCCUUACGGAGCUAAAAGUCCUUGUUGAAAACCCUUUAGAAAUGCACCAUGUCGUUGUGGAAAUUACUGAUGUAAAUGAUCACUCCCCCAAUUUUCCUGAAAAGGAGCAGCAAUUUGAAAUAGCAGAACAAACAGCUCCGGGAACUCGAUUCGAGCUGCACACGGCCCGUGAUCCCGAUGCUGGAAUUAAUUCUAUCCGCACAUAUACAAUAACGCCAAAUGAACACUUUGAAAUAGAAAUUAGCCAAAGCGACGAUGACAAAAUACCAUUUCUAGUGCUGAAGAAAGCCUUAGACAGAGAACAAAAGAAUAAACAUUUGAUAAUUGUCACAGCAGUUGAUGGAGGUAAACCUCCAAGAUCAGGGACACUUAAUGUUUCCAUUAUUGUACUUGAUAUCAAUGACAAUCGUCCAACAUUUAGUCAGGAAACUUAUCAAAUAGAAAUAUAUGAAAACAUGUCACUUGGUACUAUUGUUACAAGAGUGAACGCAACAGAUCCAGACGAAGGGACGAAUGGGGAAAUAGAGUACAGUCUUAGCAAAACAUUAGCACGUAAAGUUUAUGAAAUAUUUGAGUUGGAUAGUUUAACUGGAAAAAUUAAAUUAAAAGGGUUCGUGGAUUUUGAGGAAUCAGAGGUAUACAAAAUAGACAUUCAGGCAUCAGAUAAAGGAACGCCUCCAUUAACAAGCAGGUGUCGAGUAAUUGUAAAGAUAAAAGACGUUAAUGAUAAUCCUCCAGAAAUAGAAGUCACAUCUUUGUCAAAUACAGUGUCAGAAGAUUCAAAGCCUGGGACAGUUAUUUCACUUAUUAGUGUGACAGAUAAAGACUCUGGUCUUAAUGGAAAAAUCAUUUCCAGCAUAACCGAGGAAGUACCAUUUGAGUUAAGACCUUCUUAUAAGGAAAAUAUAUACUCAGUUGUCACGAAGGGAUUUUUGGAUCGAGAGGAGGUGUCACAUUAUGAAAUAACAAUAAAGACCACUGAUUGUGGUGAACCUCCCUUAUCUACUUUAAAAACUCUCACUAUUCAGAUAUCAGAUGUAAAUGACAACAAACCACAAUUCGAACAAAACCCGUUACAUUUUUAUCUAUCAGAAAAUAAUGUUGCUGGAGCGUCAAUAUUCUCUGUAAGUGCAAAGGACAAUGAUGUCAAUGACAAUGCAGCUAUUUCAUAUCAUAUUGCGAGAGAAAAUGAUCUGGCAUCUUUCCUAAAUAUAAACUCUGAAAAUGGACACAUCACAGCACUAAAAAGUUUUGACUUUGAAACACUGAAAACGUUCCAGUUCCAAGUUGUCGCCACAGAUUCUGGAACUCCGUCACUUAGCAGCAACGUCACAGUGAACGUGUUCAUUCUGGAUCAGAACGACAACGCUCCAGUCAUCCUGUAUCCAGUCAGCUCUAACGGUUCUGCUGAAGGUGUGGAGGAGAUUCCCCGCAAUGUGAACGCAGGACACUUGGUGACUAAAGUCAGAGCCUAUGACGCUGAUAUAGGAUAUAACGGCUGGUUACUGUUUUCACUGCAGGAAGUUACUGACCACAGUCUCUUUGCUUUGGACCGCUAUACAGGACAGAUCAGAACACUUCGCUCAUUCACAGAGACAGACGAGGCUGAGCAUAAACUGAUCAUACUGGUGAAAGACAAUGGCAACGUUUCUCUCUCAGCAACAGCUACUGUGCUUGUCAAAGUUGUGGAGCCCAAAGAGGCUUUUGCUGCUUCUGAUGUUAAAAGUGCAACAAGAGAUGAGGAGGGGACUGAUGUGACUUUUUACCUCAUGAUAACUUUGGGAUCAGUUUCUGUACUUUUUAUCAUCAGUAUCAUCGUGCUGAUUGCAAUGCAGUGCUCCAAAUCCACAGAGUAUACUUCCAAAUAUCUACAAGAGACUAAUUAUGAUGGGACACUGUGUCACAGCAUCCAGUACAGAUCUGGAGACAAACGCUACAUGUUAGUUGGACCCAGAAUGAGUAUAGGAUCUACUAUAGUCCCGGGCAGCCAUGCCAACACACUAGUGCUCCCUGACAGGAGACGGCCUUCUGGAGAGGUAAGAACAAUACUUUGA